This is a messenger RNA of Tetrahymena thermophila SB210, 3450 nucleotides long. RefSeq lists its product as hypothetical. The transcript is spliced from 2 exons. NCBI's taxonomy places the organism in Eukaryota, Ciliophora, Oligohymenophorea, Hymenostomatida, Tetrahymenidae. The record is from RefSeq and is a predicted model, not a curated record.
AUGUAUAAUUAUCAAAAUACUAGGAUAGAAACUAGGAAAGGACAGUUCAAAGCACCUAGCACUAGAAUUGUCUAAGUUUUAAGAAAAAAAGAAAACCUUGAAAACGAUGCUAACGCUCCCGAUAUUGUAACCUUACAUCGUUCUUUAUAAAGAAUAAUAGUAAAAGAAGUAAACAAGAGGCAUUUAUUUGAAAAGACCAAAUUUCUUCCUAAUUCUUGCGAAGACCAAUAUUUUACAGCUAUAGAUCCAGUUGAGAUUGAAGAUUAUACAAAAAUUUACAAAAAUGUGCAGUAAAUCAUUAAAAUGGAUCCAGCGAAGAUUAAAAAAGUGAAGGAAGUAGUUGACCAGCAAAGAUAGGAAAAAGAGAGGGAAAAAGCUUUGUUUGAGCAAUAGAUAAAAUAGUAUAAAUUUUAAAGAAAAAAUAUAGUUAAGCAGAGAAUGUAGUCCAUUUUAGACAAACACAACAAACACUAAAACAACAAUGUCAACUUAGUUAAUAAUAAUAAUGUACCUAAGAAGUAAGAGGCGUUUCUAAAGGUUCACGAUAAAACUGUUUUAAAUAAUUUGAAUGAAAUGUACACAAACCAACCUUAAUCAAUAAGCAAUCCUACCACAGUGUAAAAAGUGGCUAAAAAUCUAACUUAAUAUGAAAAAACUAAGAAUAAUUUGAUUAGCCAGACUAAAGUACCUUACUAGCAAAUUAUCAAGAUGUCUAAUAAUUCAGUUCUUAUGGCUAAAUGUAAAAAAAGAAGCUACAGCACUCAGUCGGAAAUUUCAUAAGGUUUAAAAUAAUAAAAUUACAUUCAUGAGACUGCUGAUGACUAAGAGAAUAAAAUCAAGUGUGCUGAAUAACUUUAAUAGGAAAUAUUACCUUAAAAUCAAGAAAUAAAAAUCCUUUAAAAUACAUAAGAAAGCUGUUGCAUAACAAAUAUAAUAAAAAGACACUCUGCAACUGCUCCUUCGUGCACUCCUAGAACUAAUUUUUAAAAAUUCAAAAGUAAAAAUCUAGAAUUAUAAGAAAGUGAAUAAUAAACUUAUUAUAAUCCUGCUCAUACAACUCUUUAAAGCACUCUAAAUUAAAGCAAAACAAAGCAAUAAAAUCAAACUAUAUCUCCUGAUUAUUACUCAACUUCUCAAAAAUGGCUGGUAAAUGAUUCUUCUUUAGAUCAGUUUAAAAUGAGAAACACAUACUCACUUAAUAAGCUUGGUUAAAGAUCAAUUCACUUAAAGAAAGAUAAUUCUAAAUCAUCUAGCAUUUCUAAAGAAAAAACAUCUAUAAACGCAAAGCAUGAUUCAUCUAAGAAUCUUAAACAAUUUUACUUAACAGAAUGUGUAUAAAAGACAGAAAAUGAUGAAAAUGACCAAAAUUAUUUAAAUCUACCAAAAAAAGAAAGGAAAUCUACUUCUUUCGAACCAUCUUAAAAAUUGAAGUCUGAAUAAACUGAUGAACAAGCUUAGAAAAAUCAAAAGAAUAAAGAAGAGAAAUAAAAGCAGAGAAAUCCUAUGAAACAGUAUUACGAUGUAGAUGCAGAUAAUGAAAAUAAGGAAAAUGAAAGAAAAUUAUACAGACUAGAUGUGCCUUUUGACUAAUUUCAAAGGAAGUAUAAUAUAUCUUUAAAUACUGGAAAGCCAAAGAAGCUGCUUAUUGAGUUACCUUCUUUAGAAAAAGAACUGAAACUCAAAGGCAUAAAAAGAUAGUAAGAAGAGCAAUAAAAGAGAUAAAAAAUGAAUCUUAAUUUAAACCAACUAGAAGAAUUUAAAGGAUUUAAAUUUCCUAUUAAUGACUCUCAAGUUCUUCCAAUAAAGAAUCACUUUAAUAGUAAAUUAAAUCAGUUAAACAACUCAAAUAGUGCAGUAAUUUUUAAUGGCAGCCAGUCAUUCAUAGGAUAAAUGCCAAAUAGUGCUACAAAUAAUAUGAAACAAACAUUCAAUAUCUUUUAUAAGGGUUAAUAAAGCCAGAUCCUUAAGUAAAAAAAUAGAAAAAAAUCAGAUUCUAACUCUUUUUUGAAUUUUAGCAAGUUGAAUUCAAUCGCUCAUAGUAAAGAGCAAUCCCUUUUAUUAAAAUAAUAGUCAAUAUCAAUGAAUAAUCCAAAUAACUGUCAGAACAACUAACUAAGCUGUUCUCCUUCUCCAAAUAAAUAAAAUUAGUUCAAUUUAUCUCUUAACACUUAAGAAUUUGACAAGAGUGAGCUUUUAUUAAUCCCACAAGCUUCAAACAAAAAGAUUAAUAACUCUUAAGAAUAAAAUAAUUCUCUCAUAUCUAUGGUUAAGAUGAAGCAUACAGACUCUCCAUAUUAAAGAGAUAAAUCAAGUGAAGAUGUUUUAAGAACCUAAAAAUAAAGUAUUAUUCUGAAGAAAGACAAUAAUGGAAGACUGUUUUAAAAUCAAGUUAGCUUUACAUUGUCAGAAUCACCUAAUAUUGUCAUACAGCAAUAAAUAAAUGAUAGAUAUAGCCCAUUAAAAUAACAUCAAAAUGGUUUAAAAAAUAUUGGUCUUUAACUUAAUGAUUUUAGAACUUAAAAUAACUCUCAAUAAGAUUAUUUUUUGAACUCAAAAAAAAGUAACAGCCUAAGCAUGAAUGAUAGCAGAAUUAUUCAAGAAUGCCCUGAUACUUAACAGUCUUUAUCAACAAGAUUCUAGAGAAAUAAAUUUUUUGAUAAAUUUAUUUAACAAGAUUUAAAAAAUGAUGAUAAAAUAAAAUCAGAGGAAAUGCUGAUAAAUAAAAGACAAAAAAUAGCAGAAUAAACAAAGUCGAAUAAAUUUAAAAAGCUUGUAAACAAAACUCACUAGUGUGAAGAUAGAGUUAUAGAUGCAUGUAGAUCGUUUUAUGUUAAGAAAAAAGAAAAGAACCAAGAAUUGUUUUAACUCUUUUUAACUCAUUAUAGAGACAGACCAAAGACAUAAGAAAUAAGGUCAAGAAAUUACAGCUGUUCUUCAUCAGGAAGAUAAAGAUUUAAUUUAUAGGAAGCAAGAGAUAAAUCUGAGAAUGAUAGAAUGCUUUUAACAAAAAUAAAUGAAUCUCAGUAAUAAUUUUACAAACAAUUGGUAAAUAAGCUAAUCAUGAAAAGUAACAGUGGAGAUAAUAUGAAUAUUUGUAUUUACUUCAUGAAUGCUUUUAAAACAGUUUUAGAAGAUUUAGAUUUAUUUGAAGAUUCCCAUUUUUAUAAGCUGCUUGAUAAUAUAGAAAACAAAGAUACCUUCUUUUAUAAUCCAACAAGCUACUUUAUGAUUACGUCUGUAUUAGACAAUCUAUCUUUACCCUUUAGUAAAAUAACAUAAUUUAAAAAAUUAAGUAAAUUCGUAACCUAUUAUCAAAAUCUUGAAACAGAACAAUAAAAAACUAUAUCUACAGUAAAUCCUGAAAAUUAGUAAAAAUUAACUACAGAUGAAGAACAAUUUAUGUUUUAUAACUAAGAAUCCUUAGAAGAUUUAGAAGAUUCUUAAGAUUGA